AUGAAAACUAGCCCCCGUCGGCCCUUGAUUCUCAAGAGACGGAAGCUCCCCCUUCCUAUUCGUGAUGCCACAGGUGAAGGAACAAAGGAAGAGCCCAAAGGGACUCCUUCUCAACAAGAGUCUGGCCAAAUACAGGCCUCCAAAGAGAUGGCAGAACCUGAUCUUCAGAAGUUUCCAACAGGCAUCAAGAUUAUCAACCAUCCCACCAUGCCAAACACCCAAGUGGUGGCAGUUCCCACCAACACAGAUAUACAGAGCAUCAUUGCAGCCCUGACUGCCAAAGGGAAAGAGAGUGGCAGCAGUGGGCCUAACAAAUUCAUCCUUAUCAGUAGUGGGCGGGCCCCUGCCCAACUUCCAGGAUCCCAGCCCCCAAACCAAGGAGAUGAAGUGGCCAAGAGGGCAGAGGCAGUAGCUGAGAGCACAGGACUAAAACCUACAACUAGAGAUGUGACCCUAUCCAGACCACUAGGAGCCCAUUCCAGCCGGGGAUGGGAACUGGAGGGCUGUGCUGGAAGUGAGGCAACAGGCUGCAUUCUGGAUGAUAGCCUGACCAACAUUCAGUGGUUAGGAAAGAUGAGUUCUGAUGGACUGGGUUCCUGCAGCAUCAAGCAAGAGAUAGAGGAGAAGGAGAAUCGACAUCUGGAGCAAAGUCAAGUCAAGGUUGAAGAACCUCCAGCUGCAUCAACCUCCUGGCAGGAUUCUGUAUCUGAAAGACCACCUUAUUCCUACAUGGCCAUGAUCCAGUUUGCCAUCAACAGCACUGAGCGGAAACGCAUGACCUUGAAAGACAUCUACACCUGGAUCGAGGAUCACUUUCCCUACUUUAAGCACAUCGCCAAACCGGGCUGGAAGAAUUCCAUCCGCCAUAAUCUUUCUCUACAUGACAUGUUUGUUCGGGAGACAUCUGCCAAUGGCAAGGUCUCCUUUUGGACCAUCCACCCUGAUGCCAAUCGCUACUUGACACUGGACCAGGUGUUUAAGCCACUGGACCCAGGGUCUCCACCAUCGUCUGAGCACUUGGAAUCACAACAGAAGCGGCCUAUCCCGGACCUCCGCCGAAACCUGGGCAUCAAAGCUGAGCUCCCUUUGAGUGCACGACGGAAGAUGAAGCCACUACUCCCAAGGGUCAACUCAUAUCUAGUACCAAUCCAGUUCCCGGUGAACCAAUCUCUGGUGCUACAGCCUUCAGUGAAGGUGCCAUUACCCCUGGCUGCCUCUCUCAUGAGUUCAGAGCUUGUCCGGCAUAGCAAGCGUGUUCGAAUUGCCCCCAAGGUGCUGCUAGCUGAUGAGGGACUAUCUCCCUUUUCCACUUCUGGAUCAUUGAAAGAGGAAAGAACCCUACCUGGGGAAGGACUGUCUCCUUUGUUUCGGGCUCAGUCUGUCAAAGAAGAAGAUCUCCAACCCAUGGAAGAACUAUCCCAGUUUACAAGACCCAUCAAAGUAGAGAGCCCACCACUGGAAGAGUGGCCUUCACCCUUUCCCGUGGUCAAGGAGGAAGUGCCACACCCUUGGCAGGACCCUUCCCUUCUCCCUUCCCCAAGACCAAAGAAGACCUUCACAGGGCUCAAGUCCCCACCACGGGGUGUCUCUGACAUGCUGGUGAUUAAGCGAAGGGAAAGGAGGGAGAUGAGCCGAUCCAGAAGGAAACAGCACCUUAUCCCACCUUGCUUAGAAGAGCCAGAACUUUUGUUCCCAGAGGUCCCUGGACCCUCUAGGCAAAACACAGACCUCUCCUUCCUCCCAGAGGCACCAGAGCCCACCUCCCAACUCAGCCACUCUCAGGAUGAAGGAGGUCCCUUUAAAACACCAAUCAAGGAGAUGUUAUGCAAGCUACCCAUUUCCUCCACCCCAAGCAAAGCUGUCCUCCCUAUGACCCCAGACCCAUGGAGGCUUACACCCCCAAACAAGGAAGCAGGGCUCGAUUUCAGCCCAGUCCGUACUCCCCAGGGAUCUUUCACUCUCCUGCCAGAUUCCAUGGGGCUCCUGGAUCUCAGCACUACCCCACUGAAGAAUGUUCCUCUCUUUGAGUCACCCCAGGAGCUUCUUAAUCCAGAGUCACUUGACCUGGUCUCUGACCCCUUCAACAGCUCUCCCACCUCAGAUCCUGAAGCCCCCAAGCCUGGUUCCCCUGAGAUGCAUGUCUCCAGCCUUUCUGCCAACCGUUCCCUGACUGAAGGUCUGGUUCUGGACACAAUGAAUGACAGCCUCAGCAAGAUCCUGUUGGACAUCAGUUUUCCUGGCUUGGAGGAGGAUCCCCUUGGCCCCGACAAUAUUAGUUGGUCUCAGUUUAUCCCUGAGUUACGGUAG
Molecule: messenger RNA, 2307 nt
Organism: Gracilinanus agilis (Agile Gracile Mouse Opossum)
Lineage: Eukaryota; Metazoa; Chordata; Mammalia; Didelphimorphia; Didelphidae
Gene: FOXM1
Product: forkhead box M1
Exons: 8
Coding region: 1-2307 (768 amino acids)
Biological process (GO): G2/M transition of mitotic cell cycle; regulation of DNA-templated transcription
Molecular function (GO): sequence-specific DNA binding; DNA-binding transcription factor activity
Source: RefSeq, a predicted model, not a curated record